GUCAACUUUGCACGCCGGAAAUGUUAGUAGUAGUUAAGGAGAGCAAAUAUUUAGUUAUUUAAUUUAUUAUCUAUAGUUAUUUUUUUACUCGUAGAAACCCACAGAUAGCAGCUUCUGUCACUUUUUUUGUCUUUAUCUUUAGUUGACACGCUCAAUAGUGCAUGAUUAGUCCUUCGCUGCUGUUAUACAUAUUACCAGUCUACAGCAGUUUGUAUACAUCAAAUGCGGUCCCUGAGUUAUGUGCAACGUGCGGUCUUGGAGUUCAGUGGCUCACUCUUUCCUCACGCUCUGUGUCUAGGAGAUGCUGACAAUGAUACGCUAAAUGAGCUAAUUCUAGGAGACACCAGUGGGAAGCUACAUGUGUAUAAGAAUGAUCAAAGCAAACCUUGGCUGACACGUUGUUGCACAGGCAUGCUCACAUGUGUUGGUGUAGGUGAUGUCUGCAAUAAGGGAAAGAAUUUUGUGGUUGCGGUCAGUGCUGAAGGUUGGUUUCACCUCUUUGAUCUGAGCUUUACACCGGAUACCCAGUUGGAUCCAGCACAGGGUGAAGAGCAGAGAGCAACAUACACACAACAUCUCCCGGCCAACACCAAGCUUGCCUUAAUCAGUGACAUUGAUGGAGAUGGCCAGUGUGAGUUAGUUUUGGGGUACACAGACCGGGUGGUGAGAGCAUUCCGCUGGGUGAGUCCUCCUGAUUCAGACAUCACAUGUGGACAGCUGGUGCCACUGAAGAAAUGGCUACUGGAAGGGCAGGUAGACAGCCUAUCUGUUAAUCCUGGAGUGGAUGGCUCCCCUGAACUGAUGGUGUCCCAGCCAGGAUGUGGAUAUGCAGUUUUGCGUUGUACCUGGGGGGAGGAGCACAACUUGGGAACUGAUGAGGCAGGAGGAGGAGCUGAGAAUAGGGAAGGCUCUUCACGUGAUGUGAUCCUUCACCAAACCUCCGGGAGGAUUCACAAUAAGAAUGUAUCCACUCACCUGAUAGGCAGCAUCAAGGCAGGACCUGAUAAUGGGAGCAGAGAAGCUGGUCUCUUUGCGCUCUGUACCCUGGACGGUACAUUGAAGCUCAUGAAGGGCUCAGACAGAUUGUUGUGGUCUGUUCAGGUUGAUCAUCAGCUGUUUGCCCUUGAAAAGCUUGAUAUAACGGGUAAUGGGCAGGAAGAAGUUGUUGCAUGCGCUUGGGAUGGCCAAACGUACAUCAUUGAUCACAAUCGUACAGUGUUGCGCUUCCAAGUGGAUGAAAAUGUCAGUGCCUUCUGUGCAGGGGUCUAUGCCUGUAGAGGAGGUCAGAACAGCCCCUGUCUGGUAUACGUUGGUUUUAACCAGAAGAUCUAUGUGUACUGGGCAGUAACCCUGGAGAGGAUUGAGUCCUCAAAUAUACUGCGUGUCCUAGAAGGAAAUAAGGAGUUUUCUACCUUGCUGAGCCAGCUUAAUGUGGAUGCAAAUGAUAUCUCUGCUGUCCGGGAGUGUAUUCACCAGACCUUGUACUUUCCCAGAGGAGCAAAUAAGAAUCCUGAUGUAGCCUGAGUUUAGCCAUAAGGAGACUGACAACAGAUUGAUAGAAUGUUUGUGAGAUCCUGGGAUUUUCUUCCUUCAUAAUGUGGAGAUGUCCCUCGUACAUUGACUACUGUGCAUAUGUGUUUAUUCUCAGACUUUUGUCACAAUGGAGAUCCUACACAUAACAUUAUUCCAGUUCUAUCAUCCCAGACUCUCAUUCCUACUUUAUUCUGCAGCCUGAAGCAUCUCUUUCUCAGAGGACAAUAAAGCACUGCUUGUUACCCACAUCAACCUAACAGGCUUCAGAGACAGUGCAAUUAUGUGUCCCUUAGGUACUAGGAAGCCGUAUGAAGGGACAGGUGAGGUCUGUAUAAUUUAUUUGAAACUAAAUUUUAGAUAUACAAUGGUGUCAUCUGUUGUAAGCUUUUUAUUGAUAUUAAUUGCUGUUUUUUUGUAUACCAACCCAACAUGUGUCAGUGAGCAGUAUAUACCAAUUUUCAUAUAACUGCAUGUAAAAGACACUACUAUAAAGAAUAAUAUGCACAGAUACUGAUCUAAACAUCCAGUAUAAAACCUUUUAUAUACUUAGAAGCUCCCAGUUUAGCAUUAUUGAUGAGGUUAGGCUGAGACCCCCACCUCUCCAGCAUAUGAAAAUACCCAUUACACAAACAGGAGCAAGCAGGAGUCUGUAGACCUGGGUCUACAUCUGACACUUUGGGGCAGGGUUAGGAGUCUGAAAAUCAGCACAAUGUUUAGAAGAAAAAAAAUAAGCAUAACUAUACACUCCCAGAUGGGCUAUAUAAAUGGAUCAUUUACAAAACAUUUAUGCAUUAUUAUGUAUAGUGUCCCUUUAAGACAGAAGGAUACUCCUACAAGCAAAGGAAUUAAUUAUGCUUUUGUAGUUUUGAUGACAAAUUUUGAUUUUUAUUCUAGUCUUGUCUUCUGAUUACAUUGUGUUUUAAAAUUUGUUACAUUAUAGUUUUUAAAAAUUUUAGUUUUUGUUAAUGAAGACAAGUCCUUUUUUGUUAAAAAUUCUCAUUAAAAGAUUCACAAUUUAUUUUCAGAAGAAUAAAAGAAAUGAUUGAUUUUUA
Bombina bombina (fire-bellied toad) is the source of this 2585-nucleotide messenger RNA. RefSeq names its product integrin alpha FG-GAP repeat containing 2 (gene ITFG2). Gene Ontology annotation, biological process: regulation of TOR signaling. Gene Ontology annotation, cellular component: KICSTOR complex. Gene Ontology annotation, molecular function: protein binding. Bases 223 to 1524 code for a protein of 433 amino acids. The record is from RefSeq and is a predicted model, not a curated record. The transcript has 12 exons. Lineage: Eukaryota; Metazoa; Chordata; Amphibia; Anura; Bombinatoridae.